Closterium sp. NIES-65 is the source of this 1044-nucleotide messenger RNA. NCBI's taxonomy places the organism in Eukaryota, Viridiplantae, Streptophyta, Zygnematophyceae, Desmidiales, Closteriaceae. The record is from the annotation of a GenBank genome assembly.
AUGAGCUACACUGUAUCCCAGCAUGCGUACAUCAAGGCGUCACUGCACUCGAUCAAGUUCCCAUACGCACCGGUUCUCGGCGUCUUGAUAGGCAAGGUGCGGGACGGAAAUAAUGGCAGCGGAGGAGCGGCGGAUGCGGAGAGCUCUGGCGGGAGCGCGGGGAAGGCGGAGGUAGAGGUGGAAGAUGCUGUGCCUUUGUUUCAUGGCUCCCUGCUGCUGCCGAUGCUGGAACUGGCGCUCAUGCAGGCAGAGGAGUAUGCCUCAUCACGCGGCAUGGCCGUGGUGGGCGUGUACGCAGCCAACGAGCGCGUGGACGCACCAGAGCUCGCGGUGGGCACCAAGCGCGUGGCGGACUGUGUUGCCAAGCACUGCCCGCCCGCCUGCUGCCUGCUCCUAGACCCAACGGUGAUGCAGCAGCUGCUGGGAACAGGCACGGGUGGGCAAGCAGGAGGGGCAGGGGAAUCAGAGUCGAAAUCUGCAACACCAGUUGAGGCUCACCAGGCGUUCAAGCUGUACACGUGUGAUUCAGCCCGUGUGUGGCGCUUCCAAAAGCCGGCUGUAGCAGGGGGGAGCACGAGCGCAGCAACGAUGCGCGUUCGGCCGGCGACAGUGGCCGGCAUUCUUCGGAGCUAUUUGGAGGAGGGACGGCAGUGGCGACUAUGCGAUUUUGAGGAGCACCUGGAUGACGUGUCAAGGACGCACCUCUCAAAACGCCAUCGCGGAGCCGCGAUCUUUCAGGGUAGCAGGGUCGCGAUCGUUAUUGCUGCGGCAGCGCAAGCUAUGUCAGGCGCAACCGCCGCUCCUUCGCGGGUGUUCUCCUAUAUAUUCAGCGGGAAGAGAUCGCAUGUGUUUGGUGGAUUGUUCGCCAUAGGCUUGCUAUCCUAUGUUCCUUGGUACUACAUGACAGCAGGCAAGAAGCAGCUCUCGCAUUCAGACUACAUGGCCAUGCAGGAGAAGGAGAGGAUGAGGAAGCAGCGCUUCUCCACUGCUCCUGUCCACGACGACACUCCUGCUGCUGCACCGUCCCAGGCCUCGUCCCAAUAG